AAACAGCGUCUCUUCCUCUUCCGCAACAAUGGCGCCCACCAUCUUCAUCGCGGUUCAGUGCUUCCAAUGCUCCACUAUGCAGGUGAAGCAGAAGAAGAAGAGCAGCAAUAAAUGGAGCUGCGCUGUGUGCAAUCAGAAACAGUCCGUGACCAAAGUCUUCGCUCAGGGAUUCAUGGCCAAAGACAUCCGUGCCUUCGUCCAGUCCUUCAAUAUGUCUCGUAAAUCCCUCGAUGAACAGUCUCUCUUUUCCGGAGCUCUAUCUCCCGCUCUGGAUGAGCAGAUCAUAAACCGUGACGACGAUAAGUUCAACCUCUCCAUGAAUCAGAGGAACAAGCGAAGCGAUUGGACCGAGUACCUAGAUCCAGAGGAUAAUCACAUCCAAGGGCGACAAGAAACGGAACAGGAUGGUGAUGGUUUUGAGGUGAAGGUUGUGACGGAAUUGGAGAGGAGCAUGUUCAAGAAGCCUAGAUUGCAAAAUUACUCCCCUGGGUUGGCUGGUGAAGAUAGUGACAAGCUUUGCAAGCCUCGUUUCCCAAGGAGGAAUGCCAACAAAAAGAUCGUUUCGCAAGAGGAGAGAGUGAAGGGUGAGAACAAUUACAAGGAACCAGAUGAUCAGAGAUCUCAGAAAUGUCAACCAACAAUCAGCAAAGCAACCUCCAAAUGGAAGGAUUACAUGACUGAGGAAGAUGACAGCCUCCAACUUGGAUGGAAGAGAGCUUCCAGAGACCAUGCAGAUCAAGGGAACAACAGUGUGUUAGAGGCCAUGACUAAUGAGGAAACGGUAGACGAAGAUAUCCACCCAGACUUCAUGUGAAUUAUAUUCCUAUCUUAACCUGAAUGGCAUUUUUAUGGAAGGAGGAUGACAGGGAGUUUCAGUUUUGCUUUUGAUACUUGGAGGACUCCCAGCUACAGAAACUGUUUGAAUGCUUCUCCUUCUCUUUGGAAGACCCAAGACACUUCUCUCUUUCGGUGUAUUUGUCAUGUUAAGUGAUCAGAACUCAAAUUGGUGCUUCGGUUUCGCGUGAACAACUCAAUCUGACAACCGGAUUUGAGGUAUGCUUCGAAAACUUUUAUCCAAAUAAACCAAGGA
Neltuma alba is the source of this 1090-nucleotide messenger RNA. RefSeq names its product MRN complex-interacting protein. Gene Ontology annotation, molecular function: chromatin binding. Gene Ontology annotation, biological process: mitotic G2 DNA damage checkpoint signaling. Gene Ontology annotation, cellular component: nucleus. The coding region runs from base 29 to 814 and encodes 261 amino acids. Lineage: Eukaryota; Viridiplantae; Streptophyta; Magnoliopsida; Fabales; Fabaceae. The transcript has 4 exons. The record is from RefSeq and is a predicted model, not a curated record.